Malassezia pachydermatis is the source of this 990-nucleotide messenger RNA. Its product is annotated as glutathione s-transferase. Bases 1 to 990 code for a protein of 329 amino acids. Gene Ontology annotation, cellular component: cytoplasm. The record is from RefSeq and is a predicted model, not a curated record. Gene Ontology annotation, molecular function: glutathione transferase activity. Lineage: Eukaryota; Fungi; Basidiomycota; Malasseziomycetes; Malasseziales; Malasseziaceae. The transcript has a single exon.
AUGUCGACAAAAACUAAUGAACCACAGUCAAAGCCUGUAUGGGCCGGCAAGGACGGCCGCUUCAAUCGCCAGGAAUCCACCUUCCGUGAUGAAAUCAAGAAGGGCGGCCAAUUUGAGCCUGAGCGUGGCCGCUACAAGCUCAUUGUAGCGGAGGCAUGCCCAUGGGCGCACCGUGCACUGAUUGUGCGUAAGCUCAAGCGGAUGGACGAGGUGCCGGAUCUGCUGCCGGUCACGGUGGUCGACUCGUUCCUCGCUCAAGAGGGCUGGAGCGUCGCCGAGCUUCAGGUGGACCGUCCGCAUGUGCCUGGUACGGGCAACAACAUCCCUGGUCAUGAGGACAAGAAGUUCCUUCGUGAAUUCUACCUCGCGGCCGACCCGAACUACGAAAAGCGCCCCACGGUGCCCGUAGUAUGGGACAACAAGUUGAACACGAUUGUGAACAACGAGUCGUCUGAUAUUAUCCGGUUCCUUGACUCUUGCUUCGACGAAUUCCUUCCGAAGGAAGUGCAAGGUGUACGGUACUACCCGGAGGAGCUGCGCAGUGAAAUUGACGAAUUCCACUCGUGGGUCUACCCCCAAAUUAACAACGGUGUGUACCGCUCCGGCUUUGCGACGACGCCUGAAGCGUACGAGGAGGCUGUCAUCCCGUUGUUUGAAGCCCUUGAACGUGUGGACAAGCUGAUCGGUGACAAGACGUACAUCUUCGGCGGCCGCUUGACGGAAGCAGACAUUCGUCUGUACACUACGAUUGUGCGUUUCGACCCUGUGUACUUCUCGCACUUCAAGUGCAAUCUGUACCAGAUCCGCAGCGGAAAAUUCCCGAACCUGCAUCGCUGGCUGCGUGAGAUGUACUGGAACCACCCUGGUUUCAAGGAGACGACCAACUUUGACUCUAUCAAAGCGCACUACUACAGCAGUCACAUCGCCAUCAACCCGACCAGCAUUGUGCCGCUGGGCCCCAAGCCGCAUAUCCUGCCUCUGGACAACUAA